ACCAACAACACAUAUCGCUUCAAUGCUCUCUGCGCAUUAUACUAUAUCAUUUCUUCUUUUCCUCUUUUCUUUUUCUUUUCCCAAAGGCCAAAGGUAAAGUCAUUACUCAUAUUCCCCCUAAAGUCCCUAAACCCCUGAUUACCUCUUUGACGCAUUGGUCAGUGCAUCAUAACAAUUUUCCCCAUCUUCUCCAUAAGCACCUUUCAAUCCACUCUCAUUGCUCUUGUCUCGCUUUCUGCUUCAUACCCUUUAAUACUUUCACCAAACAAAGCACUGUGAAGCUAAGACCAAGAACCAUGAUAGCAUUGAAGAAGAUGGGUCAUCUUGAUUUUCUUGCUCUCCUCAUUCUCUCCUUCCUCAUAUCCACUUCAAGUGCUAAGUUCACGAGCAAGGUGGGAAUUAACUAUGGCCAAUUGGGAAACAAUCUACCAUCACCAUCAAAGUCGGUGGAGCUUAUCAAAUCUCUCAAAGCCAAGCUUGUGAAAAUCUACGACACAAACCCAAAAAUCCUUAACUCCCUCAAACACACAAACAUUAAAGUCUCAAUCAUGUUACCCAACGAACUCAUCUCCAACAUCUCCUCCAACCAAACCUUGUCCGAUCUCUGGGUCCGAUCCAAUGUCCAGCCCUUUUACCCACACACCAAGAUCCGAUACCUCCUCGUUGGCAACGAAAUCAUCAGCUCCACCGACAACAAAACCUGGUACAACCUCGUCCCUGCAAUGCGCAAAAUUAAAUCUUCCCUAAAAGCCCAUGGCAUUCACAAGGUCAAAGUUGGAACUUCGUGUGCCAUGGAUGUCCUAGAAUCGUCAUAUCCACCUUCGAACGGGACUUUCCGGGCCGACAUUUCGGGUCGGGUCAUGAAACCCAUGUUGCAAUUCUUGAACAAAACCAGAUCAUUUUUCUUCCUAGAUGCGUACCCGUAUUUUCCUUGGUCUUCGGAUCCUACCAGUAUCAAGCUCGACUACGCUUUGUUUGAGUCCAAGAAUUUCACCUACACGGAUCCGGGUUCGGGUUUGGUGUACACGAAUCUAUUUGACCAAAUGGUGGAUUCUGUAAUUUUCGCUAUGAAGAGACUCGGGUACCCGGGAAUUCGGGUCUGGAUAGCUGAAACGGGUUGGCCCAAUGGUGGUGAUUUCGACCAGAUUGGUUGCAACAUUUACAAUGCUGCCACUUACAACAGAAACAUAGUUAAAAAGCUCACAUCCGAAUCGGGUACUCCAGCCCGACCCGGAAAAGUCCUCCCAUCUUUCAUCUUCUCUUUGUAUAACGAGAACCAAAAGCCGGGUCCGGGUACGGAGCGGCAUUUCGGGUUAUUAUACCCGAACGGGUCAAAAAUCUACCCGAUUGAUCUUUCGGGGGAGACUCAGGUGUGGGAGUACAAAAAGCCUUUGCCGAAGCCAACCAAUGAUGAGAAGUAUAAAGGGAAGAUAUGGUGUGUGGUGGCGAAAGGAGCCAAUAGCAGCGAAGUUGGUGCGGCGUUAUCGUACGCGUGUUCACAGGGGAAUAAAACUUGUGACCCGGUUCAACCCGGGGGUAAGUGUUAUAAACCCGAGUCACCUAUUUGGCACGCAAGCUACGCGUUUAGUGCUUAUUGGGCACAGUUUAAGAAAGUUGGUGGGACCUGUUACUUUAACGGGCUUGCUACGCAAACUAUCAAGGAUCCAAGUUAUGGAUCCUGCAAGUUUCCAAGUGUUACACUUUGAAGAAGAUGUAACUUUGGCCCCCAUGGUCUCUCUUCCUAUGAAAACCUCAAAUAAGUUGCUAUAUUCACUCUUAUCAGAGUGAUUUGGGCUCCCCUUUUAUUUAUUUAUCUUUAUCUGAUCUCCAUUUUCCGAUUACAUUUUAGAAUUUAGAAGACAAAAAAAUUACCUUAGUCAUAAGGUACAUCAAUCCCUCUAGGAUUAAAAUGGGACCCCAAAUCACCCAAAUAUUAUUAUUAUUAUUCAUUAGUCGUUGCCUCAACUUUUAUUGUAAGAGUACAUUUAAUACAGACUAGCUUCCAACGGCUAUAUUUUUUGCCAACUAUUAACGGCUAUUGUUCGGUUCUUUUUAUA
Molecule: messenger RNA, 2057 nt
Organism: Quercus lobata
Lineage: Eukaryota; Viridiplantae; Streptophyta; Magnoliopsida; Fagales; Fagaceae
Product: O-Glycosyl hydrolases family 17 protein
Exons: 3
Coding region: 297-1706 (469 amino acids)
Biological process (GO): carbohydrate metabolic process
Molecular function (GO): hydrolase activity, hydrolyzing O-glycosyl compounds
Source: RefSeq, a predicted model, not a curated record